Molecule: messenger RNA, 3690 nt
Organism: Trichomycterus rosablanca
Lineage: Eukaryota; Metazoa; Chordata; Actinopteri; Siluriformes; Trichomycteridae
Gene: ppm1bb
Product: protein phosphatase, Mg2+/Mn2+ dependent, 1Bb
Exons: 6
Coding region: 350-1495 (381 amino acids)
Biological process (GO): negative regulation of canonical NF-kappaB signal transduction; positive regulation of canonical NF-kappaB signal transduction; positive regulation of canonical Wnt signaling pathway
Cellular component (GO): cytosol; nucleus
Molecular function (GO): magnesium ion binding; protein serine/threonine phosphatase activity; manganese ion binding
Source: RefSeq, a predicted model, not a curated record
UCUGACCCGGAGAAGCGCCUGGCCCUUUCCAUGGGAGAAAAGAUUAUUUUAGUCCAUGUAGAGUCGCUUAUUACGAACAGAUAACCUUUAUUUACAUUAGGGGGUAAAUAGCUUAAAAAAUAGCGGGUUAAUUAGUAAAUAGGUAUCAAAGGUUGACCAUAAAAAUGCCAAAUAAUUUUCACAGUGCAGCACCGAGAACGGAAUUAUCGGCUCUCAUGUGAAGUUCUGUUUGUUUUUUUAAGAAGGGAAUAGAGGAGAAAAGAUUUGGUGGAAAAUAUCCAGAUAUAACAAACAGAAGCGUGAACGGAGCCCUGAUAUUUGUGUCAUUUAUUAAGACUUAUCCUGAGCCAUGGGGGCAUUUUUGGACAAGCCGAAAACGGAAAAGCACAAUGUCCAUGGAGCAGGCAACGGCCUGCGCUUUGGUCUCAGCAGCAUGCAGGGCUGGCGGGUAGAAAUGGAGGAUGCUCACACUGCAGUGGUAGGCCUUCCUCACGGCUUGGAUGACUGGUCCUUUUUCGCUGUGUAUGAUGGGCAUGCUGGUUCACGCGUGGCCAACUACUGUUCGAAACAUCUGUUAGAACACAUCAUUAGCAGCAGUGAGGACUUUCGGCCUGGUCCCGACUCUGUAGAGGGAGUGAAGAGCGGCAUUCGUUCAGGCUUCCUUAAGAUUGACGAGUACAUGCGGAACUUCUCAGAGUUGCGCAAUGGCCUAGACCGCAGUGGCUCCACAGCUGUUGGUGUACUCCUCUCACCCGAGCACCUUUACUUCAUCAACUGUGGCGACUCGCGGGCUGUGUUAAGUCGUGCCGGCCAGGUGCGCUUCUCCACUCAGGAUCACAAGCCCUGCAACCCACGCGAGAAGGAGCGUAUUCAGAAUGCCGGCGGAUCUGUCAUGAUCCAGCGUGUAAAUGGCUCUCUAGCGGUGUCACGAGCUCUUGGAGACUACGACUACAAGUGUGUGGAUGGAAAGGGACCCACAGAGCAGUUGGUGUCACCUGAGCCAGAGGUGUUUGAGAUUCCUCGUGCUCCAGAGGAGGAUGAGUUUGUGGUAUUGGCUUGCGAUGGCAUCUGGGACGUCAUGAGCAAUGAGGAGCUAUGCGAUUUUGUGCGUUCCCGUCUUCAAGUGUGCGACGACCUUGAGAAAGUCUGCAAUUCAGUGGUGGACACAUGUCUACACAAGGGCAGCCGUGACAACAUGAGCGUGGUGCUGGUGUGUUUACCAAAUGCGCCCAAGGUAUCAGAGGAGGCAACAAGAAAAGAGGCAGAGCUCGACAAAUAUCUGGAGUCUAGAGUUGAGGAGAUCAUGCUGAAAUCAGGCGAGGAAGGUGUUCCAGAUCUGGGCUUUGUCAUGCGGAACCUGUCUGCUGAGAACAUACCAAACGUACCACCAGGAGGUGGUCUUGCUAGCAAACGCAGUGUAAUCGAUGCUGUUUACAACAGGCUUAAUCCGCACAGAGAAGAAGAUAACGGCGGUGACCUGGACGACCCAUGGUAGCCAGAAACACCCACGACUACAAUCUGCACAUGAGAAUGUCCUCAGUUCACACAAGAAAGUUCUUACACGUUUUGGUUUUGAUUCCAAAAGAUUCAUAGGAAAUGUUUCUGGAAAGAAAACACAGAUGCUUCAUACAAUUAUUGGAAGAUGAGGAAUCAGCAAGAAAUUGCAAGAUUUUUAGGACUGCAGUAUAGAUAAUUUCCCUUUUUUUUUUUUGGUUCUGUGGUUUUCUUCUCCCCUCUCCCCCUUUAAGUUAAUGGUGAUUACAAGACUGAGGACUUCAAGGACUUUUGGGGGAGGACUUUCCUGAUGGAAAGAUGAAAACACCAGCCAGCUGGGAGGUGUUUGGACCUCUCCUGACACUGCAGUGUGCUCUAGCAUGGGGCGCAUUGCCUGCACCACCUCACCUGGGUCAUACCAAGCUGUCCUCUUCACUAUCCGCAUGUGUAACUUUUCAGAGACAUGAACAGUAGGCAUUACUCAGUGUUCACAUUAUUCAGCUCGUCCUGCCACCAAAUGCCAGCUACUCUAAUUCUGCAUCGACAUCCUCUUAAUUUUUCAUCCUGCGGUUUAAGUUUCGUUGUAUCCUCUUGCAUUUAGUUAUUUUGCUUUGUCAGAUGCCAGUUUUUGGUGCUUGCUGUAUAAAAUAGUAGUAGCACACGUUAGAACAAGAGACAACUUGAGGUAAAACAGAACUACUGUAUGUAGGGGGUGUAAAUACGCGGGGGUUUGAUUUUAAGGCUGCGACUGCCUUGUGCACCUUUCAGUUUUGGAGGCAGUCACGAUAAAGCAGAGCUUUCCAGUCCAGUUCUGAGGGACGCUUGUCCAAAUUGACAUUUCCUUCUUUUUCCACAUUUGUGUGAUUCUCGUAUAUCCGAAGAUUGAGAAAAAUCGGGCUGUAGAAGAACUGGAUUCAGAACCUCUACUUUUAUCUUCAGGUCUUUUAUCAAAUUUUCCUUUUUCUUCUCCCACAUUUUUUCUUUACGCUUGCGCUCCUCAUUGUGGCUUCUCCAUCUGUAGAUUUUUCUCUAAACAAAUUUCUACACUAAUGUUUUAACUUGCAUUUUAAAUUUUUCUUGUGGUAAAGCUUUUUUUCUUGAAGCUUUUAAAAUCACAUUUAUAUGGUAUAGAUGUUGUUCACAGUUUGAUUUGAUUACAGGAAUAAAGCAUGAAUUUAAAGAAAAUAAUUUAAAAGGCUAGGUAUUUUUAAAGCAAAACUGCAUGUACAUAUGUUUCUGAGAGCAUAUUUAGGGAGCACACACUAAUCUCCCUUGGUGCCGGAGGUACUGGUAUUUUUUCCCCCCCUCUCUCUCCCUCUCGAUUUUUGUCUUGUGUCCUUUCAACCCUCAUCCUUAUUUCAUAAUUGGCAUAACAGUUAUUUACAAUCAUAUUUGUUUUUCAGGUUGAACUGUGCCUGUUCAGAGCGAUUGCAUUAAAUUCUGCCUGCAGGGCACUUGUGUGAAUGAAUGAAUGUACCCCUUGUUUACACCCAAAAGUAAAUGCACACAUUUAUGUGCAUGCUUUUUCCUUCUCAAAAUGUAUUAAUAAACACGUCUUAUUGAUUUAAAUUAAUUUAUCAACAUUCACCACAUUGUGGGUUAAGUGUUCUGAAACUACGCAGAUACACAAGUGGAGGCCUUUUGAAAAAUGUUUUCUUUUCUCUGUCUUUAUUAUUCAUGGACCUCACCUGAUCUGGUGUGUAGCUUUAAAAUGUAUCAUUCAAAUUGCGAAUGUCUAUGUAUAUAUAUAUUUUUGCAGUUAUAAUUAUUCACUGGUACAAACAUUGUAGCCAUAUGCUGGAAAGGAAGUAAAUUUAAUAAAUACAUUGAAUUAUUAUGAUAUAUUAUAUAAAUGGUGCCUGGGGACACGCACUAGAUUUUUGCAUAUCUACAAUUACUGAUGACUAGAUUGAUUGAUUAAUUGUGACAGAUUUUAUUUAUUCAUUCAGGUUUGGCUUUGUGGGAUGUGUUUUGUCAGAUCGAGCGGAGUUGAUGGGAGUUGGGGAACGGAGAUUGUAAUCAAAUUUUUGAGAUUGUAAAAGAGUCUCUCGCACUCUUUUGAACUCACUCUGCCUCUCUGACCCGCUCUGCUAACAUCCAUGUAAUUUUAGUCCCCAGUAUGAUGUGUUUUAGUAGGAUUCAAUGAACAUGAUCUGUUAUCAAUAAAGAAUUGCUUAAGGAUACUGCUAAUACUGA